Molecule: messenger RNA, 1934 nt
Organism: Daktulosphaira vitifoliae (grape phylloxera)
Lineage: Eukaryota; Metazoa; Arthropoda; Insecta; Hemiptera; Phylloxeridae
Product: zinc finger protein 425-like
Exons: 5
Coding region: 171-1640 (489 amino acids)
Biological process (GO): regulation of immune system process; regulation of cytokine production; negative regulation of transcription by RNA polymerase II
Source: RefSeq, a predicted model, not a curated record
UAUGAAUUUCAAAAAUUAAUUUAGAAAUCUUAAAAUUUGUUAGUUAACCCUUUAUAUUUAAGAAUGAAAUAAAUUCAGUCAAAUCAUUUUUACUAGUCACGAAUUCAUCCAAAGUUGGGUGAUCAAUUUUUUAUUCAAUUGAUGUAGUUAUCAAAGACGUGAUAUGCAAUAUGAAUGGUCAUGUGUUAGAAUUAACUAAUGCAAAUAGUUAUGAAGAAUUAAGCUUUGAUAAUAAAGAACACAUGUCUCUAAUAAAUACAAUAUAUCAGGAUAAAGUCAUGAUAAAAGAAAGUAUGACUUAUUCAUCUGAGUCUAUUCAAUUUGAUAGUGAAACAGAAGAAACAUAUGAUGAAUGUUAUUCUUGUUUUAUGUGUAAUGUCUCUUAUAAUACCCAAUUUGAUUUAGAAGAGCAUUUGAGAACUCAUAAUGAUGAUGAAACAUUUCAUCAUAGUAAUAUUGAUAGUACUAGUGAACCUUUACCUAGUGAAUUCAUACGGCCUUCAAAGUAUUUUAGAUGUUAUGAAUGUUUAAAAGUGUGUAAAAGUCAAUUAUCUUAUAAUGAACAUAUGCUAACACACACUGGAGAAAAGCCUCAUCAUUGUCGAGUUUGUGAUCGUAAAUUUCGACAUAUAGCUAACUUCAGGACUCAUUUAAAAAGUCAUACUAAUAUAAAAACAUUAGUCUGUUCUCUUUGUUGUAAAACCAUUGUAGGAGAAAAAAAUUACUACAUUCAUUAUAUGGAUGUGCAUAAUAAAAUGUCUGUUCGACAAUCUCGUCUAUAUCACACUAGCUCAUCAGAUAGUGAUGAAGAUUUUAACCCCAAAAUAUCAUAUUACAAAAAAAAAAAAAUUAAUAUGCGAAAUGGAAAAUGUAGAAAAUACAAUGAACCUUUUGGCCCACUAUUUGCUAAAAAAGCUUGGGAAAAAAAACAAUUUGAAAACUACAUUUGGGAUAUUGAUGAAGAAAAAUGUGAAAGAGAUGCUGUGCAUGAAGCUAUUGAAUGUUCUAGAUUAGAUAUUCAAAAUAUGCUUAAAAAUAAAAAACAACAAUUAAAUGAUUACAAUACUGAAGAAUAUCAAAAACUACUAGACAUUUUGGUUGAAGAGAAAAAUUCAACUGGCAAAAUUAAUGAAGCUAAACUAAUUGGUCCUUUUUUUUGGAAAAGUGCUUUAUGUAAAGCUGGUCUUAUAGAAGAAUACUUAUCUCCAGUUCAAUUUCAAAGUCAAUUAAGAGUAACUGAGUGUAUUUCUUGUAGAAAAUGUUUUGCUAGGUUACCCCAAAAUAAUAAGGAUAACAUAAUUCCAUCCACCCCUCCAUGUUCAAGCUGCUUUAUGAUGAAAAAUGAAACUACAUUAAAUAAGCACAAAUCUGAACAACAUACUGAAAACCCUCCUUAUAUUUGUAAAGAGUGUUUAUCUCAAUCAUAUUCUUGGUAUGAAUAUGUCCAACAUAUGAAAAUGCAUUUAAGAUAUGCAGCAAGAUGCAGUGAAUGUAUUUACAUGAUGAUGAAUAAACCUGAACAAGUAAUUUUUCUAUGUCAUGAAUGUGAUAUGUCUUUUGAUUCUGACGAACAGCUAAAAAUUCAUUUAAAAACACAUUUAGAAAAUGGACAAAAUAAUAGUUGUAGUAAUAAAUCGUAGUAUUAGUUGAGUUUUAAUUUAUAGAAAUUAUUUAGUAAACAUUCUUAUUACUUAAAAAAUAUUCCAAACCAUUUUUAUUUAGAUAGUACAAUUUUUUAAUUAUUCUUUCUACCAUGAUUAAGUUAUAUUUUAAGUUUAUAAUCUGCAAUAUACUUUUGUUUCCAAAAAUUAAUUAUUUUAUACUUUUCAGCAUUUAUUAUAUUACAUGUUUCGUUGUCCUAAUGUUAGUAUUAUAUAAUCCAACAUUAUAUAUGAUUAUAACAUAAUAAUUUAUGUAUUUUUAAAUACUACUUA